AUCAACUGUAAUACUAAUAAGGAGGAACUUCGUUCCAAUGUUUAACAGAGGAGGUGCCCGACAAAUGAUGCGCAAUGGACAUCGAUUCUUGCCGUCUCGUGGCAAAAGGAGAAGUAAUUGCAACGGGGAAAAAGAAGUUAUCCGUUCAUAGAGCUCUAAAAAUAUAAAAAAGCUCUGGCUUGUGUCUACUUUCAUUUCCCAGUUUCAAUGACUUUGCUUUCUAAGCCUCAAGUGAUUAAGAGAGAUCUCCGGCAUUGACUCUGGUCUUCGAAGAAUCUUACAGUAGCAGAAGUUAAAGUUUCAACCUUUUUUUGUUUGAAGCCAAGGAAUGGAUGCCAGCAAACCAGGCGAAGAUGGGUUACAAGUUCAGGCUUCUUGGAAUUCUUGGAUUCCAACGACCCCAGUAAAGCCCAUUCUGCCAAGACCCCAACCGAUCUACACAGACGGACAGGGAAACCAGGUUGACCAAGCAACAUGGUUGGGAUCAGAGACAUAUUCUUCUAGUUUUCCACAAGGCUCUCAAGCUACUAGGAUAGAUGCAUGUUGCAACUCCCCCAAUUCUAGCGAAGCAAACAGGGGUGGUGACAAUGUGGGAACAUGCGAAGAGCCGAUGGGCAGAUGGAACAACCUUCGCUUCGCUGAUCUCUUGGCCCUCGCAAACGCUGCCUCGGUGGCAUCUGGUAACGGCAGUGUGGCAACCAGUUCUUUCAUGUCCGAUACUUGUCACAAUGAACUGGGGGCAAAUGGGAACUCUAUGCCGGAACAACCUUACUAUGUUAGUACCCCACAUCAGCAGUCUUGUGAUAUAAAUUUGCCACUGGGGAUAAUGUCUGAUCUGAAUUCGAGCAUGACCAUUUCUCAGUUGGUGCCCAUAACACCAGAGAAGGACGUGAGAGUACAAAACAAACCGGUUUCUGAAGUACAGAAUUCAUGUGCAAAUGAAAGGGUUGAUGAGGAAAGAGAGAAGCUAGAGAACGAAGUUGCUGCCACGAGAGUUGAUACCAAUGAGGUCCAACGCAAUAAAGAGCUCUUGGAGCCUGUUACAGAUUCAUCAUUUGCUGCUGUUUCCACUCCAUUCAAGGAGAAUCACAACCCUGACAAGGGAGGCAGCCAUGGUACUGAUCUAAAUGAAACACCACAGCAGAAACCAAAACGGAAAAAGCACCGGCCCAAGGUGGUUACAGAAGGCAAACCCAAAAGAACUCCAAAAUCGGUGACCCCAAAGCCUACAGGUUCCAAAGAAAAUCCGACAGUCAAGAGGAAGAAUGUAGGGAGAAAAAGAAUCAACAUAUCCUCUGCAACUCCUCCAGCAGAAUUAACUGGAGAAUCUACUGAUCUGAUUGCAACUCCUCCAGCAGAAUUAACAGGAGAAUAUACUGAUCUGGAAACACUUGAGCCUGCCAGAAAGUCAUGCAGAAGGGCUUCAAAAUGUGAAAUAGGACAACCGCAAGAUGAAAGCUCUACUGGUUCCAAAGAAAACCCGGCAGUUAAAAGGAAGUACGUACGGAAGAAAGGAAUCAACAAACCUGCUGCAACUCAAGCAGAAUUAACUGGAGAAUCUACUGAUCUGAAAACAUUUGAGCCUGCCAGAAAGUCAUGCAGAAGGGCUUUAAAUUUUGACAUAGAACAACCACAAGAUGAAAGCUCUACAUGCAAAUCUUCUAUUAAUUUAGAUUCAGAAUUACAGGCCCAAGACUUUUGCAGAAAAGGAGUUCAAUCAAAAUCAACUGUACAGCUUGGCAAAGGGAUCGCGGUAGUAGUAGAACACACAGAAGCUGGCAUAGCCUAUGACAUUGCCUGCUCCAUGAAUCAAAUAUUGAAAGAAUACAUAUCAUUGCCUGAACGGCAAGUCCCAUGCACGCCACUUCUUACAAAGACUAAUCCUCCACAGGCAGAACUGAACGUCAAUUCCCAAAAGGAUAGCACUGCAGAAGGGGAAGGUCAACUAAUUGCUUAUAAUGGACAGGAAAACAUUGCAAAAACCAACAAUCAAAUAUCACUAAGUCCAAAUGAUUCCAACUGCAGCACCAGUGCAAUUUUAGCCGAGGGAGGCAAAGCUACUCGAUCCAAGAGACGAUAUUCUCAUGCUGCUAAACAAGCUGAUGCCAGCAUACCAAAUCUAGUUGGGGCUAACUUUAGUACUCUAGACGCAUACCAGAUGAUGAAUUGGAUCCAUUUUCCAAAUAUUAAUAAGAAAAGGAGAACUGAAAAGGGGCAGAACUCUACCACAUCUAGUUCAUCAUCUUGUAUUACUGCCACAAAAAAUGUUGAGAGCACAGCAACUUUUCUCCAACAUGAUGCUGAAACAAUUCCUUGUUCUUUAAAAGCCAGCCACCAGGUUUCGGGUCCUCCUCAGUUCAAUGCUGGUACGGUUUCCAUGACAGUUGAAGACAAAGAAAGAGGUCUUCAGAAUAAUCCGCAACCUUUUGAGCAUAUCCUGGCUUUAAUUCAGAAAGACAAGUCAACAAGAAAAAGAUCCAGAGGCCCUACUCGGGUUCGUAACUUGACUUCCCUGACCAGAAUUUUAGAGUGCAUAACUCACCCCACCAAACAACCUCUAGUGGUUGAUGAUGGGCAAACAGAUGAGAAUCCACACAAACCUCACACAUGCAUAGAUGACCUUGUUGCAAAGAUGCCUGCAACUCUGGCAAAAAAGAAGCGAACCAAGAAGAGAAACUCUCUUGUCACUUCAGUAUCUUCCAAUACAAAUGAAAUGCAACUGGACCAGCGGCUUGUCUUGUACAAUCACCACCUAUCCUCUUCCAAUCCAUUAGGUUCUUCUAUGGAUGCAUUGGUUGAGGAAUUUAAGCGUCUGGACUUCAACAGGGAAAGCAGAAAAUUAGCACGAGAAAAGCAUAAUGCAGUUGUCCCCUACAGUAUGCAAAAACAAGAGCAGAAUGCACUCGUCAUUUAUAAAAAAGAUGGUACAGUUGUAGCCUAUGAAGGUUUGUUUGAUCCCACCAAGAAACGGCGUCCACGGCCAAAAGUUAACCUUGACGAUGAGACUAAUAGAGUGUGGAAGCUUUUGAUGGAGAAUAUAAACAGUGAAGGUAUUGAUGGAACAGAAGAAGAUAAGGUAAAAUGGUGGGAAGAAGAACGGAGAGUGUUCCGUGGACGUGCAGACUCUUUUAUAGCACGCAUGCAUCUUGUACAAGGAGAUAGACGCUUCUCACAAUGGAAAGGAUCGGUCGUGGACUCGGUGGUUGGAGUUUUUCUCACUCAGAAUGUAUCAGACCAUCUUUCCAGUUCUGCAUUUAUGUCACUUGCUGCUCGCUUCCCACUCAAGUCGAGGAGCAACCACAAAGAAUGCUAUGAAGAUGGGGCGAGCUUCAUUGUCAAUGAACCAGAAGUGUGCAUACCUGAUCCAGAAGAUAGCAUACAAUGGAAACCAGAUUGUGACCAGAGUUCCGUGACGCUCCAGGACCUUGAGCAUGAUGAAGAAAAAGAAGUUGUCAACAGCAAUGAAUCCCCUGGAGGCAGUAUAGGUGUAGAAAUGGGAUGUUAUACAGAAGAAGAUAGGAUAGCAACAAAAGAUCCAGUUUCAUCUCAAAAUUCUGCCUUUUUAUCUCAAAACUGUUCAUUCAUUCAAACUGCUGAAAAAAAAGGAUCAUGCCAACAGAGGAACUUAGAAGCAGACUAUCUGUUAGACGGGUAUAACCCCAACAGUUCCAAUGGCUUCACUUCCAUUUCGGAGCUUCGACAGAUGGCUGGAUCUACAAUGCUAAAUGUAGUCUACAGUCAUGGAAGUAGCUAUGCACCAUCUGAUGAGAACUCAAAUGGUGCAUGUAACAAAUCCAAAGGUAUAAAUCAUGACAACCAAGGACAAUAUACGGACAAAUUAAAUGAUCCACAAAGCUCCUUAGCUGCAUCCAUGAGCCCUUCCAGUAAUUAUCAGUUGCAUCUGACCCCCACCUCCAGGGUACUAGAAGUUGAGCACUCUGAGAUGUUCAGAGAAGAAAUCCAAUGUCUUGGCAGUUCCAAGAGCAGAGAUGAAAAUAGUAUAAGCAAACAAAGUGCUCUAACAAUAGAAUCUUCAAGUCAAGGUGUGGUUCAAAAUAAGCUAACAAUGAGUGUCGAGAAAUCACCUUCAAGUGAAUCAUGCAACAACAUUCAAGGAGAUGAAAAUGUGAUCAAUUCACCUCAAAGUCAUGCACUUGGGGACCCUAAAAUUGUUGGACCAGUAGCUCGGGGGCAAAACAUUGAAAUGCAGCAAAACUUGAAAAGUCUUUCUGGAGAAACCCUAGAUGCUACACAGACUACAGCUGAGUCGGAUUUGAAUGCUCACGGUCAUUUAUUUAGUAUGGAGAUCAGCAAGAUGAAUGCUGCUACUGUAAAACCAAAGAGUAAAAGAGUUCGAAAAGAGAAAAAAGAAGAGAUUAAUUGGGAUAAUCUUAGAGAACAGGUGGAAGCCAAUGGAAAGAAAAGAGAAAGAACAGCAAACACAAUAGACUCACUGGACUGGGAAGCUGUAAGAUCCGCAGACGUUAAUGAGAUUGCCGACAGCAUCAGAGAACGGGGGAUGAACAACAAGCUUGCAGAGCGUAUCAAGGAUUUCCUUAACCGACUGGUUAGAGAUCACAGGAGCAUUGAUCUUGAAUGGUUAAGAGAUGUUCCGCCUGACCAAGCAAAAGAAUAUCUGCUAAGCGUAAGGGGACUGGGGUUGAAAAGUGUGGAAUGCGUACGGCUUUUGACGCUUCACCAACUUGCUUUCCCAGUGGACACAAAUGUGGGACGCAUCGCUGUAAGACUGGGAUGGGUGCCCCUUCAGCCACUGCCUGAGUCACUUCAGUUGCAUCUCCUAGAACUGUACCCAGUGUUAGAAUCCAUUCAAAAAUAUCUCUGGCCCCGAUUAUGCAAGCUCGACCAAAGAACAUUGUAUGAACUUCAUUACCAGAUGAUUACAUUUGGAAAGGUCUUCUGUACAAAAAGCAAACCAAAUUGCAAUUCAUGCCCAAUGAGAGGAGAGUGUAGACACUUUGCAAGUGCAUUUGCCAGUGCAAGGCUUGCCCUGCCAGGGCCAGAGGAGAAAAGUAUAGUGACUGCAACUGAAUACAGACCAGACAAAAAACCCAAUGUGAUCAUCAAUCGACUUUCCCUGCCUUUCCUUCAGUCGCAAUCAGUAGGACAGAAGCAAUCAGAAGCAAAAUCUGGAGUCACUAACUGUGAGCCUAUUAUUGAAGAGCCAGCAACACCGGAGCCAGAAUGCAAAGAAGUAGAAAAUGACAUCGAGGACAAUUUCUAUGAGGACCCUGACGAAAUUCCUGUAAUCAAACUCAACAUUGAAGAAUUCACUCAGAAUUUACAUACUUAUAUGCAAAAUAACAUGGAACUGCAAGAAUAUGACAUGUCAAAAGCCUUAGUUGCUCUAACUCCAGAAGCAGCAUCAAUUCCGACCCCCAAGCUUAAGAAUGUGAGUCGACUACGAACAGAGCACCAAGUCUAUGAACUUCCAGAUUCACACCCUCUUCUGAAAGGGUUAGAUAAACGAGAACCUGAUGAUCCAUGCUCAUACCUCCUAGCAAUAUGGACACCAGGUGAGACAGCAAAUUCCAUCCAACUACCUGAAAAAAGGUGUUGCUCCCAAGAAUAUGGCAAACUGUGUGACAAGACGGAAUGUUUCUCAUGCAACAGCAUAAGGGAAGCAAGUUCCCAAAUGGUCCGAGGGACACUUUUGAUACCCUGUCGAACAGCAAUGAGGGGGAGCUUUCCACUCAAUGGCACCUACUUUCAAGUUAACGAGGUGUUUGCUGACCACGAUUCAAGUCUUAACCCGAUUGAUGUUCCUAGAGAUUGGAUAUGGAACCUGCCAAGGCGAACUGUGUACUUUGGAACUUCCAUACCGACAAUAUUUAAAGGUUUGUCGACGGAAGGUAUUCAACACUGCUUUUGGAGGGGAUAUGUUUGUGUGAGGGGAUUUGACCAGAAAACACGGGCACCCCGUCCUCUAAAGGCCAGACUGCACUUCCCAGCUAGCAAGUUGACCAGGACAAAAGGAAAGGCAGAUGAUAAGUAGAUGGUUAUAAGCUCAACAUAACUGACAUCAAAUCCAGAAUGUCCAAACAUGUCUAAAGAGCAACACAGACGAGACGAGCAUUUAGUGGCACAGCAUCCAACAACUCUGACUUGGUCCAUGGACAAAGUGAAUAUCCAUCAAAAAUUGUAUGGUCCCAUGAUGAGGUGGACAUGGACCAAUCUGUGAUUAACAAGCAUGAAAUUACCUAAUGUCUUGCUCAUUGUGGAGCCACUCUUCUAGAAUCAGCAAAAAUGAUAGAAACAUGUAAUUGUACUAGAUAGGUACUUGUGCAAAAUUCAAAGAAUGCGAGCCAUGUAAAUAGAGCGUAUUGCAAGAGGGUGCAAGGGCACAGGAGAGAAGCACAAGAGCAGAGCAGCUAUUUCAAAACACUUAAAGGCCCAGAGCAUCUCCGAACAUCCACAGACAUAUACACAUACAAAUACAUUUGUGUAAAUAACAAUUCAGGAGAAUAAACGUGUCUAUAUGGAUAA
Molecule: messenger RNA, 6504 nt
Organism: Alnus glutinosa
Lineage: Eukaryota; Viridiplantae; Streptophyta; Magnoliopsida; Fagales; Betulaceae
Product: transcriptional activator DEMETER
Exons: 20
Coding region: 329-6013 (1894 amino acids)
Biological process (GO): base-excision repair
Molecular function (GO): DNA N-glycosylase activity; DNA demethylase activity; 4 iron, 4 sulfur cluster binding
Source: RefSeq, a predicted model, not a curated record